Messenger RNA from Funneliformis geosporum, 270 nucleotides. Lineage: Eukaryota; Fungi; Glomeromycota; Glomeromycetes; Glomerales; Glomeraceae. The record is from the annotation of a GenBank genome assembly.
AUGUCAGGUAGAAUAGAUCCUUCCACCAAUCGCGAUACAGCAUCAACAGAUACGGUGGGCGGUCCAACUGCUGGAGACAAGUAUGAUGAUUCAAGACAUUUAAAUUAUGGUCAAUCAAAAAGUUCAAAAUCCGAAGAUUUAGGAUCUCCUUGCCCUGUGCCAAUUCGUCGCCAUUCUAUAUCAUCGGAUUCAAAACCUGUGUCGAUGCACACAUUUCAGGAACAGAUUACCGGUGGAAUGACAGUAAAUAUUAUGUAUUUUAACGUAUAA